Plasmodium gonderi is the source of this 828-nucleotide messenger RNA. Its product is annotated as Plasmodium exported protein, unknown function. The coding region runs from base 1 to 828 and encodes 275 amino acids. The transcript is spliced from 2 exons. Lineage: Eukaryota; Apicomplexa; Aconoidasida; Haemosporida; Plasmodiidae. The record is from RefSeq and is a predicted model, not a curated record.
AUGAGAAUAUUGCUAAUGUGUAACAUGGGGGCGAAAUCUAAAAUAAUAUACUUUAUUAACAUUUGCACCUUCACUUUUUUAAUGUGUGCAUUAUGGGUUUAUUACAAUGAUGAGAAUAUUUUUUCUAAUUCAGUUAAUAAAGAGCACAAGAUAGCUAAUGUAACAUAUUUUAUAAGAUCACGUCUAUUAGCAGCAUACAUGGAUAGCCAUUUUGAUUCUUUAAGGUUUAGACAAUUUUGGGUUAAUCACGAUGCGGAAAGAAAAUUAGCCCAUAGAAACGAAUAUAAGUUAGCAAAAAACAUUAGAAUGGAAUUAGCAAACAAUGUUAAAAUGAAGACAUCAAAUAAUAUUAAAACACAAUUAAAAGAAAAAAAAGUAAAAGAGUAUUCUAAUUUAUUUAAAGAAACAUACCCACGUCGAAAAAAAAAAAAAAAAUCCCUAGCUUAUGUAAUUUUUAAAAAGAUAGAUAAGUAUUUUGAAAAAAGGGUAUAUAAAAAUUUUAUAUAUAUAAGGAACCUUCAGAAAGAUCCUACUAUUAAAAAAAGUAGGUUAAUAAAAAUACUAUUUAGAAGAUAUCGCUUCUUUUUGAUUAUGCCAUUUGUAAUGAAAACGUUUGGAUUAAUAAUAUUUAUAAUACGUGCAUCAGUAAAUUUGAAUUCCACCCCAAUCAUAAAAACCAUUUUGCUUACAAUGAACGCAUUAGUUUCACAUGUUUUAAGUAUCAUCUCUAUUAUAUGCCUCAUUUAUAUAAUUGUAAAAAGAGUACAAUUUGAUGGGUCAUCAAAAAAUAAGAAAAACUAUUGUUAUAUGUGUAACGGUUACGUAUAG